CUCACACACACACACACACACACACAGAGACACACACGCAGAUGUGUGUGUGUGCUUUGUCGGCUCACACAGGCUCGGCUCUGAACCCGGUUCCACCGAACUUCGGACUUCGUGCAGGCGCGUGAACUUUAUUUUCCUCUCUCCGCUUCCUUAUCGCUUCCUCUCUUUCUUUCUGGCUGUGUUCGAGCUCGGACCGCGUAGCUCCUUCUGGCUCCUGGCUCCCUGCAGUCCACACCAUCGACUAAGAGCAACACAAUGACAUUAAAAUGCAGUAAAAACGAGUCUGCGGUGGUUCUGGAGAGGGCGAACAGCGCGCGCACGGCCCUGUCUGACCUGUACCUGGAGCAGCUGCUGCAAAACAAACCCAAGACUGACAAGGCAGCCAUGCAGACAUUUGAAGUGAAGGAGCAGGAUACAGUAUACACUAACGGCAGCACUGGCCAUAUGAACGGCAAAGAAGUGACUAAGAUGCGCGAGGUGGCCUUCGAGAAGCAUCCGUCAGAACCACUGGGUGUGACUCUCAAACUAAACGAGAAACAGAAGUGUAUGGUGGCAAGAAUAUUACACGGGGGGAUGAUCCACAAGCAAGGUUCCUUACACGAAGGAGAUGAAAUUGCUGAGAUUAACGGUAAAAGUGUUGCGAAUCAGAGCGUGGACCAACUGCAAAAGAUUCUGAAAGAUACAGAUGGCAUCGUGACUUUGAAAAUCAUCCCAAAUCAGCAAAGUCGCUUCAUGGUUUGUGAGAUGUACAUGAGGGCUCAGUUCGACUACGACCCUGCCAAGGACGAGCUCAUCCCAUGCAAAGAGGCUGGCCUUAAAUUCAAAACUGGCGACAUAAUCCAGAUCAUCAACAAGAAGGAUCCGAACUGGUGGCAGGGCAGGGUGGACAAUUCAGGCAAAGACUUUGCCGGACUCAUACCGUCCCCAGAACUUCAGGAAUGGCGUGUGGCUAGCAAAAGUAAGAGCAGUGGUGAGGCCAGUCAGUCGUGUAGUCCUUUUGGCAAAAAGAAGAAAUGCAAAGACAAGUACCUGGCAAAACACAGUUCUAUCUUUGAUCAACUUGAUGUCAUUUCUUAUGAAGAGGUUGUGCAGCUGCCUGCAUUCAAUCGAAAAACACUGGUACUCAUAGGUGCUCCUGGUGUGGGAAGGAGUCACAUUAAAAGUUCGCUCCUGACCAAGUACCCAGAAAAGUUCGCCUACCCUGCACCUCACACAACCAGACCUCCAAGGAAAGACGAAGAAAACGGACAGGAAUAUUAUUUCAUCUCCAACGAAGAGAUGACCAAAUGCAUUGUGGGGAACGAGUUCCUGGAGUACGGAAGUUUUCAGGGCAGCAUGUUUGGCACCAAGAUCGAAACCAUCCAGAAAAUCCAUGAGCAAGACAAGAUUGCACUGCUGGAUGUAGAGCCUCAGAUGCUGAAACUCCUCAGAACAGCCGAGUUUGCUCCCCUUGUCGUGUUCAUAGCACCAACCAACUCCGGCAACCAGUCAGAAGCACUGCAAGCCAUCCAGAAGGAAUCAGACACCAUUUUCAACACCUACCGCCAUUUCUUCGACGUGAUCCUCGUCAACAACGAUGUAGACGAGAGCGUGAAAGGUGUGGAAGAGGCCUUGGAGAGAGCCUCCUCUAGCCCCCAGUGGGUUCCUGUGUCCUGGGUCUACUGAUGAUGAUGAUAUCAACCAUACCCUUCACCAGAUCCUCCCUCAUGUCCAAUCAGAACGAACCCUCACUCUUGUAAAUCAGGUGCAAUACCAAGUCACAAGACUAAACUCAAGCUGUCUCAAUCAGUUCAGGCUGCUAGCCCCUGGCUAACAUACGUAUUUAAAAUGUUCAUUUUAUUAAAGCAAUAAGUUAGAGAUUUUUCUUUUCCUUUCAGAUAUGAAUCAGAUAUAAGAGUUAUAAAAAUAAGAGCACUACGCAGUGCAAGUAAACGUCAGGUAGGUGGGGUAGAAUAAAUGAUGCAAAAAGGACCACUACUGUGAUAAACAGCACUCUGUUCAAUCUUGAACAUGGUUUCAGUGUUCUGUUGUAUUACUGUAAUACCAUGGAACCCCAUCAAGUUUACAUUUGCUGUAUUAAAAAAACAGGGAAACUAUACGUCAAAUGGUUGUUGGCGACUUUUCAGUGUCUGUUGUUAUGGAUAUAGCUCAUGAAGGUGGUGCACUUUUGAAAUUAACUGAAUAAAUAUCCAAGACUGGCAA
Molecule: messenger RNA, 2202 nt
Organism: Pangasianodon hypophthalmus (striped catfish)
Lineage: Eukaryota; Metazoa; Chordata; Actinopteri; Siluriformes; Pangasiidae
Gene: mpp1
Product: MAGUK p55 scaffold protein 1
Exons: 12
Coding region: 256-1665 (469 amino acids)
Cellular component (GO): cell-cell junction; plasma membrane
Molecular function (GO): signaling receptor binding
Source: RefSeq, a predicted model, not a curated record